CAACGUUGUUUCAGGAGAGGUAGUGCGACACAGUGUCUACAACGUAGAAAUAUAUUCAUACAUUUAAACAUGACAGAAGGUAAACCAUCAAAGAAAUCAGCGAAAAGCCUUCUUGCUCUUAAUCCAAAAGAAGAUGCAGAGUUUCAGAAGAAGGUGCAGCAAGUGAAGAAACGUCCUAACACGGCUCAGUCUCUUACUCCUGGAGUGAUCUAUGUUGGUCAUCUUCCUCGAGGAUUGUUGGAGCCUCAGUUGAAAGGUUACUUUCAGCAGUUUGGGAAAGUCUUACGACUGAGAAUUUCCAGGAGUAAAAAGACUGGAGGGAGCAAAGGCUAUGGUUUCGUGGAGUUUGAGUGUGAUGAGGUGGCAAAGAUUGUGGCUGAGACCAUGGACAACUACCUUAUGGGAGAAAGGCUCAUAAAGUGUCAUGUGAUGCCACCAGAGAAAGUCCAUGAAAAGCUCUUUGAUGGUUCCCAGAGGGGCUUUAAAAGGCCAAGGCAGCCCGCCGUGGCUCGGUAUAACAAGGAACAUGCACCAAAGGAUGUGGAAAAAAUGACAGCAAAACUUUUAAGCAAAGAGGCUAAGCUGCGCAAAAGACUGGCAGAAAAGGGCAUCGACUAUGAUUUUCCUGGAUUUUCAGCGCAAGUUCCUGCCAAGAAGGUCCAAUCACAAGCAGAUGUUUCAUUAUGCAGAGAGGAUGUUACUCCAGUGUGCACCCCAUCAAUGUUGGAGAGGAGGAAAUCCAUCAGAGCUGAUGAUGAUGAUGUUGAUGAAGAGAUCAUCAUUAAGGUCAAAUCAGUCCCAGAAAACAGCGGGGAUGUUGAAGAAAGUGAGGAAGACACAGAAGAAGAGGGUGAUGUUGUUGAUGAUGAUGAUGAUGAUGAAGAGGAGGAGGAGGAGGAGGGUGAAGAACAUGCAGCUUAAAAGGCAAAUCUAAUGAAAAUUAAGACUUCAAUCCCUGUUUUAAGAGGGACAAUGGACUCACUGUUUUCAGAGCCAUUUAUAUGUGACUAGUCCUCCAUUAUGGCCAGAGAAGAGAUGAACACAGUAUCCUGAUUGUCAUUUUUGUAUGAUUGGUGGAACUGCACGUUCAUGUAAUGUGGUGAUUUGAGGUGCGUUUAUACAGACCAUGGAUUGGUGGCCUUUAAUGGAUACAUUUUGGUCUCCCAGAGGUUACUACAAAAUAUUAUUGACUGUAAUACACAUAUUUGGUGUGUCUCUUAUUUGAAAGUAGAAUUUUACUAUAAAUAUGUUGUAUUUGCAAUAUUUGAAAUGUUGGUAUGUGAUUAAGUCAAGCUUUUCAGAACUUAUUAAAUAUUGGUGAACUGUGCUUAAACCAUAAUCGGAAAAUGCAUCAAAUAAAGU
Molecule: messenger RNA, 1362 nt
Organism: Xyrauchen texanus (razorback sucker)
Lineage: Eukaryota; Metazoa; Chordata; Actinopteri; Cypriniformes; Catostomidae
Product: MKI67 FHA domain-interacting nucleolar phosphoprotein-like
Exons: 6
Coding region: 70-921 (283 amino acids)
Biological process (GO): maturation of LSU-rRNA from tricistronic rRNA transcript (SSU-rRNA, 5.8S rRNA, LSU-rRNA)
Cellular component (GO): nucleolus
Molecular function (GO): RNA binding
Source: RefSeq, a predicted model, not a curated record